Messenger RNA from Amyelois transitella, 2995 nucleotides. RefSeq lists its product as uncharacterized. The transcript has 9 exons. The record is from RefSeq and is a predicted model, not a curated record. Bases 58 to 1278 code for a protein of 406 amino acids. Lineage: Eukaryota; Metazoa; Arthropoda; Insecta; Lepidoptera; Pyralidae.
AAUUACUGCCAAUUUGGUCUUUAAUUCGUUCGAGCACACUGUGUGGCCGUGUCAAAGAUGUUAUCUUUUCUAAUUUCUGGGUUAAUUCCAGUCGCCUUAGUAUUAAUAUUCCGAUAUGUGAAUAAGAAAUAUGAACCGCCGAUAUUUGGAAUAUAUCAAACGAAGAAUAAAAAUUAUUGGUUAAAGUUUGUGUUUAUGUACAUCGUCAUAAGACUACGACAGCUUUUCAACCAUGUCAGACGCAUACUUGAUGUGGAGUACGGACGUAGCGCCGACGGCACCGCUCACAUCCACCAGCAGGAUGCGGCACUCGAACAAAAGUAUUUCCUCGGAGAUGACCCCCUUGCUAUAGAUGCGGUUUAUUUCAACGGAGUGUCCGAAAAUGAUGUUUUUGUUUGUAAUGUCGCGAGAAGACAAGGAUUUGUUUGCGAUGCCCUGUUGAUGUUGAAGGUAAAUGGAGAAGAAUUACUUUUGCACUCGAAUCUGCCCGACACGCAAAUGAAACAGGAGCCCAUUGAAGAAGGAGAAUACAGAGUACAGGGCAUUGUUAUCAAUAAUUUUAUGCCGAUGAGGACUUGGAAGGUCUCAUACGACGGAGAAAUGAAAUCAAGAAGUGACCCUAACAAGAAAGUAAACGUGAAGGUAUCGCUAACGUGGAGCGCACACUUCCCUCCCUUUAACUACGACACUCAAAUGUCUGCUCGGAGUUUGGCUAGAGAUAUGGCGAAGGAACCCUGGUCGCGCACUUAUUUCAAGCUUUUAAAAAAAUUACAUCAAACACAUUAUGAACAGAUGGGAUUCCUCAAGGGUACUGUUACUGUGAAUGAUAAAGAACAUACAGUUAACAUUCCUUGUGUCAGGGAUCACAGUUUUGGCCCUUUCCGAGACUGGCGCACUUUCCACCGAUACGUUCUUCAUUUUAUUUUUCUGGAAAAUGGAGAUUCGAUGGCUGUAGGUGUAGUUUCUCAACCGUCUGUUUUGUCACAUUUGACUAUCGGAUAUGUGUGCCGAAAAUUAGACAACCAGAGAGUGUUUCCUGUAGACUCCUGUGACUUUCACCUGUAUCAGCAUGGAGAAAAUAAAAUCAUGCCGAAAGACUAUGCGUUUAGUUUUGAAGCAGGUCGUCAGUCGUACGUUGUUCGUGUUAAUUUUAAGGAUGAGGAACCAUUUUACAUUGGAGAUGGGAAAGCGGCUGUAAUCUACGAAAGAUGGUGUGCAGUAGAAGUCAACGGAGUAAAGGGCUGGGCGUGUGUGGAAUGUCAAUAUAAGAAUGCGUAGUUAACAGGCUUAUUAAAGCGGUAGGUAUGUUCCAUUGCUUUAGAGAUGAGGGAGUGGAUUUUCUUGGGAGCUGCCACUGCCGUAGGUUUAAAGUAUUUCGUACAUAAAAGUUAGGCACUCUUUGUAAAGAAAAAGUGGCAUUAACUUUUUUCCAUACAGAUUUUAAAUUGUUAUUUUUCCUUUUUUUUAUUUUGGACAUGUGGUGAUAGGAUGAGAACUUUUUUAUAAUUAAAUAAAAGGGCACACGUUGAGCUCUUGUUGUCUUGAGAGCUUGUGAUGUGAGUCCAAAGAGAAAUAAUUAAGAAAAAUAAUUACUAUAAAGUAAACGCAUUUUGAUGCAAAGAACUAUAAAAUUAGCCAAGUUUCUAUUGUGUCGAGAAAUAAGAUAACCCAAAGCUAACCGCCACAUAAUGUUCGAUAAGAAAUACCUAUAAUCAUCUGUGUGGCGCGUGUGUAAAAGAAGUAUUAAAUUUAAAUAUAAAUGUCAAUUCAGGCAAAUGAACAAUUUGUACCUUAAUUAUUAUUAUAAAAGAAAAAAAUUAAAAUUGUUAAAUUUCACCAUCAUCGAUCGAAUUUGGUUCUCUGCCUUUUCGGCGAAAAUCGUUUGGCAGAUCAUCACUUGCCAAUCAACGUUUCGCAGAAUUUUAUUUCGCGGAAUAAUCAUUUGUCAACUAUAUCACUUAAUUUUGUUUCAUUUCCCAACUUAACUAUUGCCAACUGUACGUUUGGUCUGGCUUUUAUAAUGACACUUUUCACAAGGCCAACUUUCAAGUAGCGAACGUUUCAGUUAGAGUAAUAUUAAUUUAAUUUUAUGUAUUUUUUACCAAAUAAUAUAUUAUUGUUUUUUUUCCAUAAAUAUUUUUCUACUGUAGCUAAUAUUCAAGUGCCCUGUGUAGUGAAACAAAAGCGAUUCGGUUCUGGCACUUCGCCGGCCGCUGCCGCGGCACGCUCGCUUCGCUCGCUCGGCUCGUGCGUUGAUGGUCGCAGUUCUAACCUAACCUAACCGAUUUCUUUCGAUUUCACCUCAACUACGUUAAUAAAGGAAACCGUUGCCAACGAGGGGGAAAUAGAAAAUAUAUUAACAGGUGCCCCACCAGAACCUAAGAAAAAAAAAAUACUUAGACAAAGACGAAAGAAUAACAGAAUUCUUGAACACAAAUCUUCAUAUUCACAUGAAAAUUAUUAAUGUGCAUUGCUGCUAAUUUAAAGUGUUAAUUUUUUUUUGUAAUUCUUUAAUAAAAAUUGCAUGUCGAAAUUAGUUUAUUUUAUAUCAUAAUAUAAAUGUACGAAAAAGGUACUGUUAUACAGACGAAACGUUAUUCGUCUAAAAGUUGUCUGGCCUAGUGAAGGAUUUGAUAAAUGAUAAGUGCCCGAAACGUGUUCUGUCAUUAUAAUAAUGAGCUUAACAAUAAUUCUACCAAAUGAAACGUUAUCAUACAAAAAUUUGACAAUCGUUAGUUGUCAAAGUGAAAAUCAGGCGAACCGUUGGUUGGCAAGUGAUAAUCCGCUAAACAAUUUUCGGCGAGAAGGCAGGAUACCAUCGAAUUUCAUAAUACCGAUAAGAAGUUAAUUAUUAACUUUCUGUGGCAUGCUACAUUUGUUAUCAUUAUUUUAACUAACAAUCGGUCUGUCCUAUUAUGAUUUUUUGUGAGACUGUAGGAUUCCAAUACCACCGAUGGAUGUUAAAUGUUAUAAAUAAAACAUAUUUAAAGAAUGA